GUCAAACUUGAUCACGUGGUACAAUUUCGACGAAAACGCCAUCUGGAUAAAUUUUAGCGUCAAAAACUGAAAAAACUAAACAAUGUUUAGUUUUUGACGCUGGAGCUAUGGAACUAUGUGCGUUAAGCUAAAAACCUAUAAUCGAAGUUGGUAGUAAUCGAUAUAUAUCGAAAAAUAAUAAACAAGAGUAAUAAAAUAUUUUUUUUUAGAAUAAUUGAAAAAAUAUAUGAAAAAGGUAUCAUGGACUACGGGAAGGAACGGGAAUUGUUUUAUACAUGCGGAGUAUGUGAGACUAUCUGUAAAGAAAUCUAUAGUCAUCCGUGCAUGAAGCCUUAUAAGAACUUUCAUGUUGAUAAAAACUACUAUUUUUACCCCUUACUGGCUGACAAAAGAACAAUAAUCCGUCGAGCACAAUUUGAGGACGGCACCCAAGAAGUUAUUCGCGAAUUAUUGCCCGAAUUAAAUGGCAAAGAUGAUGUUUUUCAGUUAUACAGUGGUCGUGCUAUCGGAGGUGGGAAAAAAGCAAGUGUUGAAGAAUUUGUAGACUAUUGUGUGUUAGACGAUGAAGAUGACAUGUUAAGCUUACCUUUACAGCAGAAGAGUCCUACACUCCAAUCUGCUUUGACAAAGGGUUGUAAGGGUGAAAAAAAAAGAAGCUAUCAUGUCUCAGAAAACACAAGGACCUAAACUAACGGACGAUGAAAUUGGAUUUUUAAUUUUGGAAGUCCAAUCAAGGCCGCCCUUGUGGAACCAUGAAACACCUCUAGCAAACCGCUCGUCAAAAGCUACUGAUCUACUGUGGGAAGAAGUUUCAAAAGCCAUGGAUAUUAUGUUGAAUUUUUUUUCUCUAUCAAUUUUUAAUAAGUAUUUAUCAUUUUUUUACCUGUAUUUAUCAUUAUUAUUUUUUUGCCAGAUCGAUUAUCUGCUGCUGAUGCUAAAAAAAGAUUUAAGAGUUUAAAAGAUCAAUACCGAAGACAAGUUCGAGCAGAAUGCCGUUCUAGUGGCUCAGCUCGAAUUGACCAAAAGAAAUGGAGAUUCUAUGACGCUUGCUCAUUCAUGCGCGACUGUUGCUUGAUUAAGCCAACUGUAGGUAAUGUUCCUGGAGGUGAUUUCGAUAAUAGUGGAGUUGAAGGUGAUGGUUAUAUAACUGAAGAUGAUGCUAAAAACCAUAAUAAUAUUUUUGCAGCUACUCCUAUCAGUAAAACUUCACGUAAACGUACAAAUGGAUCAUUAGACAAUAAUAUGUCUCCGUUAGCUAUGCUCGCUACAAAGAUCUGCAAGGACUCUCCACCACUCACAUUACCUUCUGCUCCAAAAACUGAUGCGGUCGAUAAUUUUUUAGCAGGUGUAGGCCAUGAAAUAAGGAAACUUCCAGAAGACAAGCAUCUUGGAGUAAUAAUAGAAAUUAUGGCUUUGGUUCAAAGUAAACUUCUAAAUGAAAAUCGAUACGAUUUUUAAAAAAUUGCUGCUUUCAACAAAUUAAAGUUUUUUAUAUUUUGGCUCUUAUUAUAAAAUUAUGUCAUCAGUAUUAUGGUCUGUUCUAAAACUUAGGCCAAAGAUUAAUUAUUUUAAACAGUGUUGAAUAGUUUUAACACAAUACUUUAUCUUGAAAUAAUUACCUGAUACUAAUAUUAAUAAUUAUAAGGUCAAAGAUCAAAUUAUAGGAUAAUAAGCUAAAAAAAAAAUGAAAUAUUACAGCAAUAAUAUUGUUUUAAGACAAAACUCUACCUUAAAGUGAUUAAGUGAUACUAAAAUUAAUGAUUUAAUAUAAACUAUUUAGUACCACUAAUAUAACUAAAAUAUCGCAAAUUGAAUUGGAUUUGUAUUUUUUUAAAACGCGAAAAAAAAUGUUUUCCAAAAAAAUUGUUAAAAACAAAGUCUAUUUUCAACGUUUUGGUUCCUAUUGUUAAAUAAUAUUGUAUAUUGCUGUUAGUUAUAAACUAAUUAAGGUAUAUACGAUCAAAAAAUAAUGUUCACUGGCUUAAGCCAAAGAUUAAUUAAUUUUAAUACUGUUAAAUAAUUUCAAGGCAAAACUACGUUAAAAUACCUAAUAUUAUUAUCAAUGAUUUAAAGAUAAAUUAC
Molecule: messenger RNA, 2082 nt
Organism: Cotesia glomerata
Lineage: Eukaryota; Metazoa; Arthropoda; Insecta; Hymenoptera; Braconidae
Exons: 6
Coding region: 241-687 (148 amino acids)
Source: RefSeq, a predicted model, not a curated record